Messenger RNA from Cladocopium goreaui, 348 nucleotides. Lineage: Eukaryota; Dinophyceae; Suessiales; Symbiodiniaceae. The record is from the annotation of a GenBank genome assembly.
AUGGCAAACAAACCUGGGAGACCGGCUGUCAAACGCCGUUGCCGCCCAGAGGUCAUGGCACUUUUAGAGGAGUUCUACACGGAGAAACUUCUCGAGCACAAUUACAUCAAGGACACCCGGAAGGAGAUUCGUCACAGACAUGGCCUGUGUGCUAAAGACCCCAGGGUUUGCAAAUUUUCGAUGGUGGACGUCGGCGUGUGCCAAAUUGGCGAACAGGAGGUGGAGAUCGAACGCAACUUUGAAUUUGUGGCCAGCUAUCUGGCCACAUUUGUUGGCCCAUCAUCGUUGCCUAAGAAACUUGAAGUUGAGGACCAAUCAGAAUGUUUCAGUUUUACAUCAAGAGACUGA